Messenger RNA from Chrysochloris asiatica (Cape golden mole), 372 nucleotides. Its product is annotated as 60S ribosomal protein L31-like. The transcript has a single exon. Gene Ontology annotation, cellular component: ribosome; cytosolic large ribosomal subunit. Gene Ontology annotation, biological process: cytoplasmic translation. The record is from RefSeq and is a predicted model, not a curated record. Gene Ontology annotation, molecular function: structural constituent of ribosome. The coding region runs from base 1 to 372 and encodes 123 amino acids. NCBI's taxonomy places the organism in Eukaryota, Metazoa, Chordata, Mammalia, Afrosoricida, Chrysochloridae.
AUGGAUCCCACAAAGACAGGUGGAAAGAGGAAGAAAGGCCAUUCUGUUGUCAACAAAGUGGUGACCAGAGAGUACAUCAUCAACAUUCACAAGCACAUCCAUGGAGUAGUAGGCUUCAAGAAGAGUGUUUCUCAAGCACUCAAUGAUAUUAAGAAAUUUGCCAUGAAUUGGUUGGGAACUCCAGAAGUGCAUAUUGAUGCCAAAGCUGUCUGGGCCAAAGGAAACAGGAAUGUCCCAUAUUAUAUCCAUGUGCAGUUGUCUGGAAAACAUAAUGAGGAUGAAGAUUCAUUAAACAAACUCUAUACAAUGGUGACCUAUGUGUCUUUCAUCACUUUCAGAAACCUACAGACAGCUACUGUAGAUGAAAACUAA